CUUCGAUAUUCUCAUCUUUUGCCUUAUGUGUACAGGAUCGGUGUUCUAGGCCUAACGAACGUUCAAUAGCUGGCAAAAUCCCAUAGUUAGAUUUUACUAGAAUCUAAUCAUGAUGGCCGACGAGAAUGGAGAAACAGAUGCUAUUCUCGGAGAGGAUUCCUCAAUAUUAACACAAGGAAGCGGGGGUGACGCCACGAACAUCACUGAAGAUAGCGGCGUAGAAGACCCAGAAUUGGAAGCAAUUAAAGCAAGAGUACGGGAAAUGGAAGAGGAAGCUGAAAAAUUGAAGGAGAUGCAGACAGAAGUAGAUAAACAGAUGAAUAUGAGUUCUCCUACAGCAACACCUGCAGCGGUGCCAUUUCCUACGCCAGAAGAAAAACAAGAAGCUGACGGGAAGUCAAUUUAUGUUGGUAAUGUUGAUUAUGGUGCUACAGCUGAAGAGUUAGAACAGCAUUUUCAUGGUUGUGGUUCAGUGAAUAGAGUAACCAUUUUAUGUGAUAAAUACACCGGACAUCCUAAAGGGUUUGCUUAUAUAGAAUUUGCAGACAAAGAUUCAGUUAUAACUGCAAUGGCUUUAGAUGAAUCCCUAUUUAGGGGCAGACAAAUUAAAGUAGUUCCAAAGAGAACAAAUCGUCCAGGUAUUAGCAGUACAAACAGACGUCCUAGGGGCAGGGGUGUUGCACGAGGUGGUGGAAGAGGUGCUGCUCCAUACUAUGCUGGUGCAUUUACACCGAGAGGGCGUCGACCUUUUGGGCUUGCAUCAGCACUUCAGGUGCCAUGCUAGAUAUUUAUUUUUGUUUGAUUCUAUUGAUAACUUUGCACCCUACAUAACUUUAGUGCAUAUUAAAGAGAUGGGGGUGGUGGGAUUAAUGUUCACUGUAA
This is a messenger RNA of Physella acuta, 882 nucleotides long. Its product is annotated as polyadenylate-binding protein 2. The record is from RefSeq and is a predicted model, not a curated record. NCBI's taxonomy places the organism in Eukaryota, Metazoa, Mollusca, Gastropoda, Physidae. Gene Ontology annotation, cellular component: nucleus. Gene Ontology annotation, molecular function: poly(A) binding.